Molecule: messenger RNA, 2332 nt
Organism: Ictalurus punctatus (channel catfish)
Lineage: Eukaryota; Metazoa; Chordata; Actinopteri; Siluriformes; Ictaluridae
Gene: samsn1b
Product: SAM domain, SH3 domain and nuclear localisation signals 1b
Exons: 14
Coding region: 16-1908 (630 amino acids)
Molecular function (GO): protein binding
Source: RefSeq, a predicted model, not a curated record
AUAUCCGUGAUUGUCAUGACAUCUUUUGAUCAUCUUUAUUUAUUUAUUUAUUUUAAGGAGGGAUCUACAGACAGCCUGUACGAGGCUCCGCAGACGAGCCCUAGUCCAACACCGUGGAGCCCCGAGUGGAGCGGCUCGGAGCCCUGCGUCGUUCCAGAGCUUCUCCUGACUCCCGCCAAACAGGGUGAGACGGAUGUGAGGAAGGCAAAGAGAAGAUCACGCACAUCAGAGUUAACGCGCAUCAGUGACAAAACAGCACCCAGUAACGUCUACUGUCCGUGCACUGGGAAGACAGAUGAUCCAGUUCACCAUCAUGCUGAAGAUGCAAGUGAAGCUCCCUACAUGAUGAACCCCUUGGCUCAAGAAGAAAGAAUUGAGAGAAAUGAGAGGGAUUACGACGUUCAGGUUGGUGAGGACAAGGCACAUGGAACUCUCCAGAAGACCCACAAGCUGGUGAAGAGCAAUGUCGAGGAGAGCAGAAAUCCUCCAGACAUCAGUGACGUCACAGUCGUAACCUGCAUAGGACGCUCUAAAAAGUCUGAGAAGAAGCUUGGGAAAGAGUCUAAACUGCAGUCUGAGCCAGGACUCGAAAAGUACGUAACGGAAAUGGAAGGCUUGUGGAGCCCCGGACAUUUCCACCACCACUGGAGCGCCAUGGACGCCUGUUCGUCCUGGGAAUCGUCCUAUCACACCUGCCACAGACCCACAGCCGAUCCAUGGCUGAAUAACGUUAACUUCACUCUGCCCCGAGGAACCGAUAGGCACCGGUACGAGGAGCUGAUGCAUGAUUUGGAUCUCUUCAAGAUGGAGUAUCCACCCCUGAGAGUCAUCCGCUCAUUCACUGACCUGGACAUGACCGACAACAUACGCUCUUACAGCUUUGGCAGGUUCGACACGUCCAAAAACCAGCCCAAGCCGGAGGAACAUGAGAGCACUUUGGGACAGGGUGCUGAUGGCGAAUCGGCCGAGGGCGAUCAUAUCAAAGGGGGGUUAGGGAAGAAGAUGAAAGCCAUCUCACUGACCAUGCGCAAGAAGAUGGGGAAGAAAUACACCAGAGUUCUGUCGGAGGAAACGGGCGAAGGCGUAGACGGAGACCAGGAAGCCGAAGGAGUCGCUAAAGCGAGUGAAGCUCCAGCCAAAGUCUGCACAAAGUCCAGUACCUCAGUGGAAAGUCUCUUCAGUCUCCACAGCGGCCAAAGCUCCUCCAGCAGUGGCAUCACCAGUGGCUCUGAGGGAUCAUGUAAUAGAGACAGUUUGAGGCUGGAGGAGGAAGUCCCAGACACCAUCCAGUUCUGUGGCAAAGCAAAAGUUCACACCGAUUUCAUCCCAAGCCCAUAUGACACAGAGUCUCUAAAACUCAAGGCCGGAGACUUGAUCGAUAUCAUCAGUAAACCGCCCAUGGGCAUAUGGACAGGCAUGCUGAAUGGCAAAGUGGGCAGCUUUAAGUUCAUCUACGUGGACGUCCUGACUGAGGAGCCUGCUCCAGUGCACAUCAUCAGAAACCGCAGGAAGAGCCGAAGACCUCGACCCAAAACGCUCCAGGAGUUCCUCGAGAGACUGAACCUGGAGGAGUUCAUGUCGUCGCUGUUGCUAAACGGUUAUCAGACGGUAGAAGAUCUGAAGGAUCUGAAAGAGCAGCACCUGAUUGAGUUGAACGUGACCGAUCCCGAGCACAGACUCAAACUGCUGGCAGCUACCGAGUGUUUACACGACGUGGAGUCCAACAAUCUGAGAGAAGGAGAAGACGACGAGGCGCUCAAAUCUCCGAUCGCGACGGCGAAAGCCGAGCCGGACAACUGCCCCAGAGACUCGGGCUGCUACAUCGCCUCGGACUGCUCCGACAACAGCAAAGAGGACGCGGAGAGCCACCUUUCUGCAUCUCUGUCCCCAUCACCGGCUGAGGUCUAACCACAAUGUGUUCCUGCACUUAGAGAAUCUGACCUACAUCACACAAACACCACGGCCCUCGUGUAAGUGGGUCAGCGAUCAAUCUGUGUUAAUGUCAGGACCGUAGUCAUGUUCACUGUGAAUCUGAAGCCUCGGUUUUGUUUUUGUUUUUGAACAGUCAGUCAGUCAAUCGUGCCAUGAUGCGUAGAAAUCCGAUUAUUCGUGUGGCGUACAAGUGUGCGUGCUGUUUCAAGUGAUCCAUAUAGAGCACUCUUUUUCACCUUCAACUGUCAGUGUAAAUCAGAAAGAAAUAAAAAUGAAAGCACUGUAAAUAGAAUGUAAAUAACAUGUAAAAGAAAUAUAUAAUGUAUUUAGUAGUGAAAGGAAUAGACCUCGACCUAAAUAAACCCGAUAUAUUUUCUGCAAUAAAAGCAACAUGUUUUAA